Molecule: messenger RNA, 2480 nt
Organism: Xiphias gladius (swordfish)
Lineage: Eukaryota; Metazoa; Chordata; Actinopteri; Istiophoriformes; Xiphiidae
Gene: crhr2
Product: corticotropin-releasing factor receptor 2
Exons: 12
Coding region: 80-1324 (414 amino acids)
Biological process (GO): adenylate cyclase-modulating G protein-coupled receptor signaling pathway; long-term synaptic potentiation; cell surface receptor signaling pathway
Cellular component (GO): axon terminus; plasma membrane; dendrite
Molecular function (GO): corticotropin-releasing hormone receptor activity; G protein-coupled peptide receptor activity; corticotrophin-releasing factor receptor activity
Source: RefSeq, a predicted model, not a curated record
CGUGAGCACCGGCCGGGCUCCGGUGUGUCCACCGCCUCGCGGACUUGUAAUUAAUCUCGCGUUAUUUAAAGCUCGCACCAUGGACGCUACUAUUUAUCAGAUCAUAUUUGGAGAGCUCGCGGAGCUAAACUGUAGUUUGGUAGAUGCUUUCCAUGACACUUUUUUGGAAAACGCUUCCUUGUCUUUGCUGAGCACUGAUGGUUUAUAUUGUAAUGCCACAACCGACGAGAUUGGAACCUGCUGGCCACGGAGUAGCACCGGGAGGAUUGUAGAGAGACCCUGCCCUGAGUACAUCAAUGGGGUGAAGUACAACACGACCAGGAGUGCUUACAGGGAGUGCAUGGAAAAUGGGACGUGGGCGUUGAAGAGCAAUUACUCCAAUUGUGAGCCCAUUUUGGAGGAGAAGAGAAAAUAUCCAAUGCAUUAUAAAAUAGCGCUGAUCAUCAACUACCUAGGCCACUGUAUCUCUGUGGGAGCUCUAGUCGUGGCCUUCAUUCUCUUCUUGUGCUUAAGGAGCAUACGAUGUCUUCGAAACAUCAUCCACUGGAAUUUGAUCACCACCUUCAUACUGAGGAAUGUUAUGUGGUUUUUGCUUCAGUUGAUCGACCACAAUAUUCAUGAGAGCAACGAGCCGUGGUGUCGAAUAAUCACGACAAUAUACAACUACUUUGUGGUGACAAACUUUUUUUGGAUGUUUGUUGAAGGAUGUUACCUUCACACAGCCAUUGUAAUGACUUAUUCAACCGAUAAGCUCAGAAAGUGGGUCUUCCUUUUCAUUGGGUGGUGUAUUCCAUUCCCUAUAAUAGUAGCCUGGGCCAUUGGAAAGUUGUACUAUGAAAACGAACAAUGUUGGUUUGGUAAAGAACCUGGGAAAUAUAUGGAUUACAUUUACCAGGGACCAGUUAUUCUUGUGCUUCUGAUAAACUUUGUUUUCCUCUUCAACAUAGUAAGAAUUCUUAUGACCAAACUAAGAGCUUCAACUACGUCUGAAACAAUACAAUACAGAAAAGCCGUGAAAGCAACACUGGUCUUGCUACCUCUGCUGGGCAUCACCUACAUGCUCUUCUUUGUGAAUCCGGGGGAGGAUGACAUCUCACAAAUUGUUUUCAUCUAUUUCAACUCCUUUUUACAGUCUUUCCAGGGGUUCUUUGUGUCAGUAUUUUACUGCUUUCUUAAUGGAGAGGUACGUUCUGCAGUAAGGAAACGGUGGCAUCGCUGGCAGGACAACCACGCCCUUCGAGUGAGAGUGGCACGAGCCAUGUCCAUCCCCACAUCUCCAACCAGGAUCAGCUUCCACAGCAUCAAACAGACCACAGCUGUGUGACCAGGGGGACAAGCACAUGCUGUAAUCUCCACUAAAGCAUCUGAGGGAACAGACUUACUCGUUUUUUUUUUUUUUCCCCGGUCCGAAUAAUGAAGUGAUUUACAGAACAAACUGAUUCCUCUGACAAGGCCACAGUGUGUCAGAUGUGACUUCUGUUGACUGGUGAGAAAAACAAACAGCACCUAAAAUUACACUUUAACUGCACAUGAAGUAGAAUGGACACAUAAGAUGGUGGAUUUAUACCCCGUAACAUACUGUACAUGAGGUAUGAGGGUUUGAGGGCGUAUUUAAAAGACAUAAAACAGACAUCAUCAUCAAACUGUCACAUCACAACAAGUCUUAUCGUCUGAUCUUACAGUCUUCUUGUUGUUGUCAUCUUACUGCUCUGUGGUUAUAAGUGGAGCAAGAUAAUCCUACGAGAUUCGCAGCAGGAUACUUCAUACACUUGUGGGAAUGUGGCUCCGUUGUUAGUUUGUGUGAGUGCAACGAGGAAUACUUGCAUUGACUAAGAUGCAUUCAUAAUGUUGCCAAAACAGCCAUUUGUAUUAUGCUGUAUGUUAAACAUAAAAAUUAAAAAAAUGCUUUUUGAGUUAACUGCUCCCUGGCAUCAACAGCCUGCUUUUGACAGCUUGGAAAGAAGCUUUGGGGAAGAAGAUGGUUCACCUGAAUUAAAUAUAAAAAAAACUGUACAGAACAAAAGGCAUACGAUUUAAAAGUGCCACUGCUCUCUGCACUGAAAAGGGACUCAAAAUAAUUUAAGUGUGAAGUGAAUAAUUUGUAUUCACCAGAACACUUUCCUAACAGGUAUACUGAACGUUUUGCUCAAUGUGAUUUAUUACAACUAUGCCAUUCUCAUGGAGUCUUUAUAAUGUUUCCUCAGAGGAGUCUCCUCCUUUAAGUCUGUGUUCUUUUAUACAAUGUUGAAGUUUUAGUCUCGUACUGUACUGUUUUAAAAUAGUUAUUCACAAGAUAAGCUUCCUCUCUAAUGCUGUGUUCCAGCUAUUUGUUUCCACCAUUGUUUUUUCCCCCUUGUUGGAUUUAGCUUUUUUCCCUUCAGAGGAGGGUGCAAACAUAAAGAGCAAUUUUUUGUGUUAUGUGUUUGAAUUUCCUGAGGCUGAUGGAUGAGCAGUCCUCAAUUAAAGCUCUCUCCCCAACU